CCCCGCGAGUCAGAAGGAGGGGCCUCGCGCAGUGGUCGCCAGUCCGGGCUUCGCGGCGGCUGGAGCAGAAGCAGGAGGAGGAGGAGGGGCCGAGGCCUUGCAAGCUUGGCGAGUGGCUGUCUCCCCGGCGGUGCAGAAGAGAAGCUCCCGAGGCCGGAGAUCAGGGCAAGGCAGAGGCUUGGAGAGAGGUGAGGAGGGUCUCCCUUUCUCCCCCCCGUCGCCCGCCAUGGCCAUGAGGGAGCUGGUGGAGCCCGAGUGCGGGGGCUCCAACCCCCUGAUGAAGCUGGCCAGCCACUUCACCCAGGACAAGGGCCUGCAGCAGGAAGGACUACGGGGCACCCUGCCAUGGCCUUCUGGGCCACCCACAGCCGAGGUGAUAUCUAAACCUCUUGGAAGAGCCUCAGAAGACGAACUGGUGGCAGAGUUCCUUCAAGAGCAAAAUGGCCCCCUGCUGUCUCGUGCACCACAAACAUUCAAGAUGGAUGAUCUGUUGGCUGAGAUGCAAGAAAUCGAGCAAUCCAGUUUCCGGCAAGCCCCACAGAGAGCUCCAGGGGUUGCAGCCCUGGCUCUGUCUGAAAACUGGUCACAAGAGUUCCUUAAUGCUGCCGACAGUGUGGUUGAUGUUUCUACGGAUUAUAACGAAGCUGACUGGUCCCAGGAGUUCAUUGCUGAAGUUGCAGAUCCUUUGUCUGUAUCUCCUGCUAAGUGGGCAGAAGAAUACUUGGAGCAGUCAGAGGAGAAGUUGUGGCUGGGUGAAUCAGACGAUCAAACACAAGCUGAUAAAUGGUAUGAGGAAUACCAGCCUGAGGAUGAUCUCAAGAAAACUGCCAAUGAUUUUCUCUCCAAAGUGGAUGAUCCCAAACUAAAUGAUUCUGAGUUCCUAAAGUUUGUCCGCCAGAUUGGAGAUGGGAGGGUGUCCAUCGAGGAAAAUCGGGUGACCAUAACCCCCAGAGGCCAGGAUCAGGCAGAGCAAUGGGCAGCUGAGUUUAUACAGCAGCAGAAUACAUCAGAAGCCUGGGUGGAUCAACUCACGCACUCUGCGGACGCGUUGAACUUGGAUCCUGAAUUUGAGCAAGCGAAAACAGCUGUGGAGUCUGAUGUGGAUUUCUGGGAUAAGCUACAGGCUGAGUGGGAGGAGAUGGCCAAGCGAGACGCAGAAGCCCAUCCUUGGCUCACAGACUAUGAAGAUCUCGCCAGCUCCACUUACGACAAGGGAUAUCACUUUGAGGAAGAAAACCCUGUAAAGGACCAUCCGCGUGCUUUUGAGGAAGGGCUGAAAUGUCUGGAAGAAGGUGACCUUCCUAAUGCUGUCUUAUACUUUGAGGCUGCUGUGCAGCAGAAUCCCAAUCAUAUGGAGGCCUGGCAGUACCUGGGCACCACACAAGCGGAGAAUGAACAGGAGCUUGCAGCAAUCAGUGCCCUCAGACGGUGUCUGGAGCUGCAACCUGGAAACCUCACUGCACUCAUGGCGCUGGCAGUCAGUUUCACCAAUGAAUCACUGCAGAAGCAAGCGUGUGAAACCCUGCGGGACUGGUUGCGCCACAAACCGGACUAUGCUCACUUGGUGGCGAAGGAGCCUGAAGAGGGCAGUCCUGGCCCAGAUCUUGGGCCCUCCAAGCGCGUCUUGGGCUCGCUUUUAACUGACUCACUCUUUGCGGAAGUAAAAGAGCUGUUUUUGGCAGCUGUGCAAAGCAACACCUCUGCUGUGGAUCCUGACGUGCAGUGCGGUUUGGGUGUCCUCUUCAACCUGAGUGGGGAGUAUGAGAAGGCUGUGGACUGUUUCACUGCUGCGUUGAGUGCCCGCCCAAAUGAUCAUCUCCUAUGGAACAAGCUAGGAGCCACCUUGGCCAACGGAAACCGGAGUGAAGAGGCUGUGGCAGCUUACAGGCAGGCACUGGAGCUGCAGCCAGGCUACAUCCGCUCUCGCUACAACCUCGGCAUUAGCUGUAUCAACUUAGGAGCCCACAGAGAAGCGGUGGAGCACUUCCUGGAAGCUUUGCACAUGCAGCAAAAGAGUCGGGGCCCACGAGGCCAGCAGGGGGCGAUGUCAGACAACAUCUGGAGCACUCUGCGAAUGGCGCUUUCCAUGCUGGGCCAGAGUGACCUCUAUGGGGCAGCUGAUGCCCGGGACCUUCCUACCCUUCUACAGGCGUUUGGUAUCCAGCAGUGACUCCUAGAUGGGCUCCCCUGUGAGUGCAGGAUGGGCCCUCCUCAGCAAGACAGACCUCCUUCCCUCUACCACCUAAACACACACACACCCUAGUGAGGGAGCCUCAUUUUUAACACACACACACACACAUAUCCCAAUAGCCCAGGGAACUUUGAUGUUCAUUCAUUUCUGUUUUCCUUAUCACUCUGGGGUAGACCUCGCUUACAUUUUGUGUGGACUCUAAGCAGUGUAGAAUUGCCUUCUUGUAGCCUCUCUCACACCCAGUAGGAACAGUCAGCUGACUCUGCACCUCCUUAGUCUGCUAGGUUCACUGCAAAGGGAUACAGAUACUGUGGGAAACUGCUUACUUUUUCUGCUCACUGGGUGCACCUUUCAAAUGGCAAGCUGUUCCUAUUGCCUUGUGCCUGUGAGAGUAGACACAUAAACAUUCCUGGGAGCCAAAAAGGGAAAUGAGUGUGUGCGAACUGAUAAAUAAUAACUUUCUGGGCAUGAGCUAUACAUAGUAUUCUAUUCUAAGAUUCUGGGCAUGUAUUUGCCUUCAGUGGUGCUGCUAAUAUUAAAGGUACAACACAGAUGAACUGAAAACAUAUCUUUGUGCAGGAGCACAACAUCAACAUGACACUGGUUGUUUCUCCCCACCAUUUCCCCCAGAUGUUGGAAGGAGCAGCUCUCCAGCUGUGUAGUCAAGGAAAAAUGCCUCCAUUCCAUGGGAAUGAAAAUGGGGCCUAGUUAAUGCUCCUCAAAUGUGCAGGGCAGGACCGAUGUCUUAAUUCUCCUUCUGUCAUAUGUUUCUUGUAAAGUAAAAUGAGACUAGUUACCUUUGUGCAUACAAUUACCCCUCUUUUGUGUAAUUGGCUCUUUAAAUAUAUGUAUAUGAUUUUUGUUGAGGAAAUGUUUUUAAAUUGUAAAAAAUAUUUUGUAUAAUAGAUGGUAUAAUAAUUAAACUUGCCAAAUUAACCUGA
Molecule: messenger RNA, 3132 nt
Organism: Anolis sagrei ordinatus
Lineage: Eukaryota; Metazoa; Chordata; Lepidosauria; Squamata; Anolidae
Gene: PEX5
Product: peroxisomal biogenesis factor 5
Biological process (GO): protein import into peroxisome matrix, docking
Cellular component (GO): peroxisomal membrane; cytosol
Molecular function (GO): protein binding
Source: RefSeq, a predicted model, not a curated record